Zymoseptoria tritici IPO323 is the source of this 1715-nucleotide messenger RNA. It is a transcript of the gene MgINO1, whose product is annotated as inositol-3-phosphate synthase. Bases 111 to 1715 code for a protein of 534 amino acids. The record is from RefSeq and is a predicted model, not a curated record. Gene Ontology annotation, cellular component: cytoplasm. The transcript has 2 exons. Gene Ontology annotation, molecular function: inositol-3-phosphate synthase activity. Gene Ontology annotation, biological process: phospholipid biosynthetic process; inositol biosynthetic process. NCBI's taxonomy places the organism in Eukaryota, Fungi, Ascomycota, Dothideomycetes, Mycosphaerellales, Mycosphaerellaceae.
GUGCUCUUUGUGAAAUACUCCUCUACUUUGGAUACCAUCCAAGCACUACCAUUGCUUGAUCCAGUCCCUAUAAGCUAGACUGUCUAUCCUUCCGGACACUCCAUACAAUCAUGGCUCCACACGCCAACGACUCCGAGGGUCUGGCCACCGGCAUUAACGUGGCUGCUUCAAGAGAGGCCGCCGCCUCUGGAUUCACCGUCGAGGCUUCCAACGUCAACUACAGCGAGGAGGACAUCCUCAGCAAGUACCACUACCGCACAACAAAGGUCGAGCGAACCGGUGGCAGGGUCGUUGCCAGUCCGCAUGAGGCUCUCUUCGACUUCAAAACCAAGCGUCACGUCGGAAAGGUCGGAAUGAUGUUGGUGGGUCUCGGUGGCAACAAUGGAACUACCGUCACAGCUGGAAUCAUCGCCAACCGCCGUAAACUUACCUGGGAGACUCGCGAGGGACCUCGCGCUGCCAACUACUACGGCUCUGUCGUCAUGUCGUCAACAGUUAAGCUCGGUACUGACGCUGAGACCGGUGCGGACGUCAACAUUCCACUCCAGGGCAUGCUUCCAAUGGUUCAUCCAAACGACCUUGUCAUUGGUGGUUGGGAUAUCAGCGGUAUGGAUCUCGCCGCAGCAAUGGACCGCGCAGCAGUUCUUGAGCCCACAUUGAAGCAGCUCGUGAAGAAGGAGAUGGCUGCCAUCAAGCCUCUUCCCAGCGUUUACUACCCAGACUUCAUCGCCGCGAACCAGGGCGAUCGGGCUGACAACGUCAUUCCGGGCUCCAAGGCUUGCGAGGAGCACGUUGAACACAUCCGCAAAGACAUCCGUGAUUUCAAGUCUGCCAACGGUCUCGACAAGGUCAUCAUCAUGUGGACUGCCAACACCGAGCGAUAUGCCGAGAUCAUCCCCGGCGUCAACGACACCGCCGAGAACCUGAUGAACGCUAUCAAGACUGGUCACGAGGAGGUCUCACCUUCCACCGUCUUCGCCGUCGCAUCCAUUCUCGAGAACGCUCCAUUCAUCAACGGCUCCCCGCAAAACACCUUCGUGCCCGGCGCCAUCGAAUUUGCCGAGCAGCACAACGCUUUCAUCGGCGGUGACGAUUUCAAAUCCGGCCAGACGAAGAUGAAGUCUGCUCUGGUAGAUUUCUUGAUCAACGCUGGUAUCAAGCUCACCUCCAUUGCGAGCUACAACCAUCUUGGCAACAAUGAUGGCAAGAACUUGUCCUCGCAGAAGCAGUUCCGCUCCAAGGAGAUCUCCAAGUCCAACGUUGUUGACGACAUGGUCGCUGCAAACAACGUCCUCUACGCUAAGGAUGAGCACCCCGAUCACACUGUCGUGAUCAAGUACAUGCCCGCGGUUGGCGACAACAAGCGUGCUCUGGACGAGUACUACGCCGAGAUCUUCAUGGGCGGCCAUCAGACCAUCAGCAUCUUCAAUGUGUGUGAAGACUCCCUCCUGGCAUCACCCCUUAUCAUCGAUCUUGUGCUCAUCGCCGAGCUGUUCACUCGCAUUCAAUGGCGUCGUGACGGUGAGAGCGAAUUCAAGAACUUUCACAGUGUGCUGAGCGUGCUGAGCUACAUGCUCAAGGCGCCAUUGACGCCGCCUGGCGCACCUGUCAUCAACGCUCUUGCGAAGCAACGCAGUGCCUUGAUCAACAUCAUGAGAGCGUGUGUGGGUCUGGAGCCGGAGAACGACAUGACACUGGAGCACAAGCUUUAUUGA